AUGGGUCAGGCAGCAGUUUCGGCAUCGCAUACUUUAAAAAAUAUUGAAUGGAUGUGGCAAUCAAAUCCAAAUCCAUGGUCAGAAUCGGAGCCAGUCGAAUGGAGUCAUUAUUCCGAUCUAGAAAUUCUAAUAAUCGAAGGCGCAUAUUCAACUAAACAAUCACAAGCCAUCCUAGAUGAUUAUUACAUUGAUUUCAAACAAAACCUUCAAAUAUCUAAUAUUGAUAGGAACAAGCAAAGACCUAUAAAACGAGUGCAGCGUAAGAGGGACGACAAACAUUUACGAGAAGAACGUUUUAUGGAUCUUCCUGUUGCGACAGGACGUUCAUUCAGCGGAGAAUAUGGUUGGGUAUCGCCGUUUAUAAUAGAAGUUAGAAGAGACUUGGGUCUUCAACCAGAUCAAUUACCUUCCAAGAACCCACAGCUGAUACCGAUGCUUGUCGAAAAGGCUGCGCAAGGUAUUAUUAUAGAGGCGAUACAUAUUCGGAAGCAAUGUGAAGCCGAGAAAUUGGCUGAAGUGCUAUUAGAGAAAAAGAAUAAAAAAAUGAAAGAAGUAUGGCAAUGCUGUGCUUACUUGUACACCUUGGAAAGUUUCCUGUACAAAACCAUAAAUGCAACCAUGAGAUUAAUAGGAGAUAAAAAUCAUGAAGAAGUAUGGCGAAGUAAAGUUGGUACACUGGGUCCGUUUUGUUUAUUGCUUUGGGAUGAUCCAUAUAAUACGAAAGCGACAAUCGAAAAGACACUUUACCGAGGUGCCAAUUUGGAACCUGAACAGAUCGCUGCUUAUGAAGAAAUGGCCAAACAUAAAUAUGAAUAUCGAUCAUUUCAAGCAUAUACAUCUUGUAGUCGAAACCGUAAAAAAGCCGAAGAGUUUGGAAAUACUUUAUUUAUCAUGGACGUAUUUUUUGCUUUUAUUGCCGAUCUCAGUUCCUUAUCUGAAUAUGCUGAUGAGGAAGAAGAACUUGUUACACCAGGCGUUUGCUUUCGUGUUAAAAAUGUUAAAUUCGAUCAAGGCAAAAAUCAACAUCUGAUUAAUUUGGAAUUAAGACAAAGAUUUUCAAGUAAGCGGGGAAAAUUUUUAUCAGAAUUGGAAUAA
Messenger RNA from Rotaria socialis, 1095 nucleotides. Lineage: Eukaryota; Metazoa; Rotifera; Eurotatoria; Philodinida; Philodinidae. The record is from the annotation of a GenBank genome assembly.